UGCAGUCUCCUCUCGAAACAAGCUCUAAAUGUUAAAUCUGCUGUACAGCAAGUCUAUACACGAUCAAGCACGCACGACGCAGGACCGCUCUGACGUACGUCAGCGUUAUUCACUGUCUAUCUGCACGACGUACGCGGUGGUGGGGGCGCUCGCUGGAUGCAAAAUUGGUCGUGCAAAUCCAGCAAACAAUUAAUAAUAAUUAUCGACGUACGUCAAGCCUAUUCAUGAUCCUUUUGCAUCGUGCAUCGUACAUGGCCUUGGCGGCACGCACAGCAAGAUGGAACGUGAAUAAGGCGCUUAAGAUAACAAGCUUGUUGGACGACGCAAUACGCGACAGCGGGGCGGUGCGGAGGGGUGCGCGGGGGUCGAGCCACCGAUUCGCUCAACGCGGCUCAACCCAACCGCCAGCACGUUCAGUGACCUGCGCGACGCGCCGCUCGACGAACGCAUCGACAUGUCGGACGGAAACGUAGUAUUCCCACAAAAAAUACUCAAGAAAUUCAUACUUUUAUACAAAGAUCUGACGUGUUUAUGGGACAAAGAAUGUCCAGCUUACAAAAUCAAAAUGAAACGACACGAUGCCAUCACUAAAAUGACGGAGCUAGUGCAGGAAUACGAUCCAUCAGCGACCAGAGUGCACAUUUUAAGAAAAAUUGGGAGUCUACGGGCGUGCGUACGUAGGGAAUACAAGCGCGUCCAAGAGAGUAGGAGGAAAGCUACUUGUGAAGAAGAAGUUUACGUUCCUAAUCUGUGGUAUUACGACUUACUGUCAUUCAUAUUUAAGAACGAAGCGCCGGAGCCAGCAAGAUCGCCUAUCCCCACUGCUCGGGGCGGUGCGGCGGGGCGCGGGGGUCGAGCCACCGAUUCGCCCAACCCAACCGCCAGCACGUUCAGUGACCUGCGCGACGCGCUGCUCGACGCACGCAUCGGCAUGUCGGAAGAAAACGUAGUGUUCCCACAAAAAAUACUGAAGAAAUUCAUACUUUUAUACAAAGAUCUGCCGUGUUUGUGGGACAAAGAAUGUCCAGCUUACAAAAUCAAAAUGAAACGACACGACGCCAUCACUAAAAUGACGGAGUUAGUGCAGGAAUACGAUCCGUCCGCGACCAGAGUGCACAUUUUAAGAAAAAUUGAGAGUCUACGGGCAUGUGUUCGUAGGGAAUACAAGCGCGUUCAAGAGAGCAGGAGGAAGGCUAAUUGUGAAGAAGAAGUUUACGUUCCUAAUCUGUGGUAUUACGACUUACUGUCAUUCAUAUUUAAGAACGAAGCGCCGGAGCCAGCAAGAUCGCCUAUCCCCACUGCUAUUAUCACUAUGAAAUUCCUAGUGACCGCCGUCCUAUUAUCGCUUGCUAUUGCAAUCCAGGCUGGAUCCUACUCCGACAGAUACGACAACAUCAACGUAGCCGAGAUCCUGGGAAACAAGAGAUUGUUGACGGCAUACAUCAAGUGCGUUUUGGAAGAAGGAAAGUGCACCGCCGAAGGGAAGGAGUUGAAAUCUCACAUUACGGAUGCGCUUCAAACUGGCUGCACAAAAUGUACCGGAGCCCAACGUAAGGGGAUACGGAGGGUGAUCAAGCACCUGAUCGACAGUGAGCCGGGGUAUUGGGAUCGUUUGGUCGAUAUGUAUGACCCGAAACGUGUUUACACCGGGAAAUACGAGAAAGAACUGCGAACAAUCAAAGCAUAGUUGAUCUAAAGCAAUUCGAUUUAUGCUAACACGACAAAACGCAUCACGAAAUGUAUGGAAACUGUUUAUUGUUAGGUACAUUUGUUAUUAGUACGCUGUGGUACUGUCGUUCAAAAUUCUUUUGUUUCCACAUUUAAAUUUUGACCGGUGUCCGAAAUUCGACCUUAAUCACUGACGACUGAAGAUUUAAAUUCAUCUUUAUUUUGUUUGUUAAAACAGAAGGCCGAAUAAAAAAGUUAUUGAUAACUCAGAAUCUGGUCGAUAUAUAAAUAUAUUCACAGAACAAAAAAGAAAAGGAGAAAUGUCAGACAAACAGGGUGUCUCUUAUAUGUAUGUACAUAUGUAUAGAUAAUAAAAUUACUUGCCUUGUAAAGAAUAAUCGAUAUUAUUCAUAUAUUUCUCCAAUUUCGAUUAAGGUUUAAAAAAAUAUCGUUUUUUCGUCUGUUUGAGAUCUCUAUUUGUACAUUAAAUUAUGAAUAUCGUUUUGUAUGUAAAUUUAAUUUUAUGUUUGUAUCUUCGUCUUUCGAUUGUGAUUUGAAAUCUGCGACAGUUAUUAUUAUAUAAACAUGCUACAGGUGGCGUAGUGAUAGGAAAUAUAUUUUUUAAAACAAUGGUCCGACCAGAGCGUAUAUACUAGUGUUAUAUACUAAGGCGAACAUCUUUGUUUACAUUCAAAGCAAUUUUAGGCCAUUGUUUCGUGUAAUUGAGAUAGCUUUAAUUAAUUUAUUUCAAAUAAUUUAAUGAAUUUUCUUUAGAAUUUAUAAUUGUUAUUGUUUCAUUUCUUCAUUCAUUUAUUUAAUUCGAUCGAGUUUUUUUCUUUCAUAUUACUCCAUUUGUUUAAGGGUGCUUGAUUUGUUUUUAUUAAAUAUUUUAUUCGUUUUUUUGUUACUUUCUUUUUUGUUACAAUAAAAAAAUGCCUAUAUUUAA
Messenger RNA from Bombyx mori (domestic silkworm), 2614 nucleotides. RefSeq lists its product as uncharacterized. The transcript is spliced from 4 exons. Lineage: Eukaryota; Metazoa; Arthropoda; Insecta; Lepidoptera; Bombycidae. The record is from RefSeq and is a predicted model, not a curated record. Bases 455 to 1687 code for a protein of 410 amino acids.